Messenger RNA from Photinus pyralis (common eastern firefly), 709 nucleotides. RefSeq lists its product as uncharacterized. Lineage: Eukaryota; Metazoa; Arthropoda; Insecta; Coleoptera; Lampyridae. The transcript has 3 exons. Gene Ontology annotation, biological process: double-strand break repair via homologous recombination. Gene Ontology annotation, cellular component: Shu complex. The coding region runs from base 60 to 587 and encodes 175 amino acids. Gene Ontology annotation, molecular function: single-stranded DNA binding. The record is from RefSeq and is a predicted model, not a curated record.
CGAACAAUAUUGUAAAUAUUUAAAUUAAAUGUUACAUAACCUUACUUUUAUUUAGAUAAAUGUUGCCCCAAAACGUGUUUUCCCUCUUGAUUAAGAAUAGUGACAAGUUAAAAUUACAGGAUGUCCUUUUCAAAUGUGCCUUUCAGUAUGCUAGUUUGGGGUUGAAUGUCUGGUUCAUAUCCCCACAACCCUUCAAUCAGUUACCUUCAAAUUUGAUACCACCCGAUAAGGAAGUACUACAGCUUAUAACCUUUUUAUACCUACAGGAUCAAGCCGAUUUACUUUCACAUUUAAACAGUGUUCAUUUGUGGACCAAGUAUCCGCAAGUUAUAAUCGUGAACGAUUACGAAUUUUAUUGUGGAGAUAGUCUUAGGUUAAAUGCCUUUAUUAUCGCAAGUAUGUUAGAUGCUACCCUUGCCUGUGCUCGUCGACAUCACUUCAAACGGGCCCACUUUGUAACUUCAUUUACAAGAGAAUGUACAGAAUUUGAAAAUAUAUUUUGUAUGUAUUUUCGCAAAAUUCUUUCGUACGAUGACAAUGAAGACGACCUCUUACAAUUAAUAAAAGAUGAUGUAUUGUUAAAAUAAAUUUUAUUAAUACUCUAUUAAUUAUAAAAGGCACUUAGUAUACGUUAAUACUUUUUAUGUUGGUUAACUUAGGCAAUAUUUUUGUAUCUUGAAAAUAAAUUGUACAGCACACGCAGAGUCGA